Molecule: messenger RNA, 1886 nt
Organism: Rhopilema esculentum
Lineage: Eukaryota; Metazoa; Cnidaria; Scyphozoa; Rhizostomeae; Rhizostomatidae
Biological process (GO): ribosomal small subunit biogenesis; ribosomal large subunit biogenesis
Cellular component (GO): nucleolus
Molecular function (GO): DNA binding; RNA binding
Source: RefSeq, a predicted model, not a curated record
UCGUUUGAAGUUUCAAAUGCACAUGAAGUUUAAGAUGGCGGACAGACACGAGGAGUUGCUGGACCAAGCGAGAAAGACUUCGGCGUAUUUUUCAUCACUUAUCGAAUUGAUACCAUUGAAGCAUUACUUGCCAGAUGAUGAAAACAUCGAUGGCUCAGUCAAAACCAAUUUGGACGUAUCUGGAAAAGCGGCUAGGGAAGCUAAAAAGGCCCUAGCGAAGAAGGCCAAAAUGCUAAAACUAGAUCCUGGAAAGCAGAGAAGUAUUGCUGACCUGCAAAAGGAAAUCGAGGAAAAAGAGAAGGGAAUGCACUCUAGUCAUGGUGAUGAUGCCAAAUUAGUCACUAGUGGUAUAAAACCAAUAAAAGUUAGUGAAAUUCAAAGUGUCCCUUUAGAAGAUUUAAGAAAGAAACUAGAGGAUAAAAUUCAGGAAUUGAGAGGGAAACGCAAAAUCAAAGAAUCAGGUAAUGCAGACAGGGUAAAGAAAAGAAAAGUAGACAAAUUGGCCAGAAAAGAAAAACUGAAGAAAGAAGCAAUCAAUUCAAAUGUUAUGAAAAGCAAUGUUGAAAAUGAAAGGAAGGUAACACAGAUUUUGAAUGACAAGAAGGAAGUUGUUUUUAGUAAAUUUGACUUUGCAGAGACAUCUGCAAAAAAGAAAAACUCAAAGAAAAAGGACAUAAAAACUUUGCUUAAAAAGGCUGAAAAACGGAAAGCUAAUCUAGAAAGUAUUGAAACAGAAGAUAAAGAAAAAGCAACUGAACUGAAAUCAAAAAUUAAAUGGGACAAAGCAUUAAAGCAAGCUGAAGGUAUAAAAGUAAAAGAUGACCCAAAACUUUUAUCAAAAACAUUGAAGAAGAAGCAGAAAUUGAAGGAAGCAAGCAAAAAAAAAUGGGAUGAGAGAAUACAGACACAAAAGAAGGUUAAAGAAGAUAAACAAAAGUCAAGAAAACAGCACCUGUUAGAAAGAAGGGAGAGUAAAGGCACCAAAGGAGGGAAGAACAAAAAAACGAAUAAAAAGGUGAAAAAGCACAAGCCAGGAUUUUAGACAUGUCUUCUUUCUUUUUUGUUCUUCAAUUAACAUCUUAAAUUAAAAUUUUUACUUUUUUCCUUAAAAGACGUGCAUAUGAUAAUUAAUUUGUAAUCAAAACCAAAAUAGGUAAGCUGUCCUUUUAGCAUCUUAAGUAAAGAAGAUAUGUUUUACAAAAUUUGAAUUUUACUUUAAAUUGUACUUUCUAUCUAUCGAUGUGAUGGAAUUUGUGGAAAGUAUUGAAAGAGUAUGAAGAAGAUUGAUAAAACUGUUAGGACAUUAUGAUGUUUAUAAAUGUCUCAGUAACAUACAAUACUUGCCAAAAAUAAUUGGAACACCUUCUCAUCACAGCAUGCAAAUAAACAAAGCAAGUCCAAAUCUACCUUACCAAAAUAUCACUGCUGCUUCAAAAAUGUUGACCCCUCCCCCAGUAGAAUGUUGAUUUAUUUUCUCGAUACUUUUGUACAGCUUUCAGUGAAAAAACUUUUAUCUUCAGCAUCAAAACAGCCAAAUUGAACAGGUAGGGGGGAAUUUUUGAAAAAAGCUUUAGCUUUGUGCAAGUGUUCAAAAAGUUUUGGCAUGGAUUGUAGAUUUUAAUAUGUUUUAAUACUCCUUUGCCUUCAUACUUGAUAAGUCGCUAUUGAUUUUAUGCUUGAAAAACAAUUUGAAAACUCUCUAGACACAUAGAAUGCUUCUGAACUCAAAUUUGCCAUAAUACAUCUACACCAGUUAAAGAUAAAAGUUUCAAACCAAAGCUGUCUUUGUUAUUCUAGUGCAUUUUGUAGCUUUUUUUCUAAUCUUCUUCUUGGUAGUACCUUCAUCAAUGUACUCUCAAAUCUUGAAGAACUGAACAACUUCUCCA